AUGCCUCGAACCGGCCAAGGCGGAAAUUUUCCUAAUUUCCCAAUCGCGCUCGUCCUUAAUCUCGCGGCGCUCCUGGAAAAACUCGACGAGGCGCUUCUACCAGCCGUGUACCGCUCCCUAGCGCCGUCUCUUAAUCUCCACUAUUCCGCGCCGGCUUUCUCCUUGGGAACCCUGGCGUUCUAUAGAUGCCUCGUGCAGGCGCUGGCAGCGCCACUUGCGGCGUAUUUAGCGGAGCGGGGUGAUCGCGUGGCGAUAAUCGGCGCGGGGGCGGUGGCGUGGGGCGUGGCGACUGCUGCUGUUGGCAUGGCGUCGACCUACUGGGGGGUGGCCAUAGCGCGCGCAGCGAGCGGCAUCGGUCUCGCUCUCGUGCUGCCCUGCAUCCAGUCCCUCCUCGCGGACCUCUCACCAGAGAACCACAGAGGCGCAGCCUUCGGUGUCUUCCAGGCGUCCUCCCACAUGGGCUUGCUGCUGGGAGCCGUGGCCGCGUCUGCUCUCGCUGGCCGUGCUUUGCUAGGGCUGCCGGGGUGGCGGGCGGCGUUCCAUCUCGUGGCUCUGCUGAGUGUUGCCUUCGGCCUGCUGCUGCUCUCCCUCUCCUCAUUCUCCUCCUCCUCCUCCUCCUCCUCCUCCUCCUCCUCCUCUGUCUCCUCUGUUGCUUCCUCAUCACCCUUCCCCUCCUCCUCCUCCUCCUCCCCCUCCGCCUCCUCACGCCCCUCCUCCUCCUUUGUCUCGUCUGCUUUGGGCCUGUUCUCCCGUCCCGCCCACAUAUCACACUCCGCCGCUGCCUCUGCCGCUGCCUCCUCUGCUUCCACGUCCCUCCCGGUCUUCGCUGUAGCAGCCCCUGCAACCGCUGCCCUCCCCGCUGCCAGCGGACGGAACACCCUUGAAGCAUGGAGCGCUGCUGUUUCUAGAGCCGAUCCCACGCCUGGGGUGUGGAGGGACGAGCCUCUCUCCUCAGCUAUGGGGGAUCUGUGGCUGAAGCUGCGCCACGUGGCGUCCAUCCGCACGUGCCAGCUCAUCAUGCUGCAGGGCGUGGUCAGCCAGGCCCCGUGGAGCGCGCUGCUCUUCCUGUCCAUGUGGCUUGAGCUCAUUGGCUUUGACCCAUCGCGGGCAGCAGAGCUGGUGGGUGGGGUUGUAUCCCUCCUCUCUCUGGGCUUUCUCCUGGGCUCUCUCACGUCCGGAUGGGUGGGCGACAGAGCGUCACAGCACAUCCCGCACCUGGGCCUGGGGCGCAUUCUAUGUGCCAACAUCAGCACUGGCGCUGUCGUGCUGCUCUCUGCGCUGCUCCUCAACGUCUUCCCUCCCUCGCCUGCUGAAGCUGCCGCUUCUGCGGGUGCUGCUGCGCUGUCUGCUUCCUCUGGUUACUCUGCCUCCUCCUCUGUCUCCUCCUGGGGAUUUCUGGUUCUGUGGGAAUCAGCACCGCACGCCCUGCUCUUUUGCCUGAUUGGAUUCGCAGCCUCCUGGCCGCUUCCCUCCUGCAACCUUCCCAUGCUCUCAGAGGUGGUGCCAUCUCGCCUGCGCACCACAGCCUAUGCAGCAGACAUGGCUCUAGGGCGUAUGUCAGCUGCAUUUGGAGGGCCAGCGGUGGGGCUAGCAGCUAUCCACCUGUACGGAUUCUCCACUGCUGCUGCUGCCGCCGCCAUGGCUGGUCGCUCGGGGGUGGCCUUAGCUGCUGCCACUUCGGCUCUUGAAGCCUCUGGAUCCGCAUCCGCUGCUGCAGCAGCAGCAGCAGCAGGUGGGGGGGAAGCAGGGGAGGUAGGUGCUGGAGGGGGUUUACUGGGAGCAGGCGGGGCGAAUUUUACAGGGCUAGCAGCAGCAGCAGCAGCAGCAGCUGUUGCUGCUGCUGCGAAUGCAGAGGCGCUUGCCAAGGGCUUGUUUCUGGCGAUCGCGGUUCCGUAUGCGGUGAAUGUGAUGCUGAUUGCUGCUUGCUUCUGGGCGUAUCCCGAGGACCGGAAGCAUGCGUCAGUGGCCAACUGGGUGGAUGCCUCUAGUGGGGCUGGUGCAAGCAGUGCUGCUCGUGGUGGUGGUGCUGCUGCUGCUACUGCUGGUGCUGGGUCUGGUGGUGACGCUGAUGUGACGAGGAUGGAAGGCAGGAAGGCUGGCAAGGCAGGGAAGGGUGAGAAGGCAGACAAGGGGGAACAUUUUGAGAGCUAUGUGCAUGACUCGAGUAACUUAGCUGAGCUGGGUAUGGGUGGUGGUGGUAAUACUCUGCAAGGGAGGCCAGAGAACAAUCAACAACAGCUGGAGAUGCAGCAACAGCAGAGGCCACUGGGGAAAAUGGCACUUGAGCCUGAGUCAAAUGAGACGGAGACAGAAUCGAGACCAUUAUUACGACGUUCCCAUGUGUAA
This is a messenger RNA of Closterium sp. NIES-65, 2346 nucleotides long. Lineage: Eukaryota; Viridiplantae; Streptophyta; Zygnematophyceae; Desmidiales; Closteriaceae. The record is from the annotation of a GenBank genome assembly.